Molecule: messenger RNA, 1023 nt
Organism: Exophiala xenobiotica
Lineage: Eukaryota; Fungi; Ascomycota; Eurotiomycetes; Chaetothyriales; Herpotrichiellaceae
Exons: 1
Coding region: 1-1023 (340 amino acids)
Source: RefSeq, a predicted model, not a curated record
AUGCCUUCAUCAAUAGAUCCAGCUAUCCUCCGAGCCUUGACCCUCGACUCGGCCUCGAAAAUUUCAACACAUGGCGGCUCGGGCUUCUCGUCGACAUUCCGCAUCACCACUCCCACGACGUCGGUCUUCGUCAAGAUGUCCUCCUCGCCCGGUGCCGCCACCAUGUUCGAAGGUGAACACGCCUCGCUCAACGCCAUCCACGACGCGGUGCCUAGCUUGUGUCCCAAGUCCUUCGCCUGGGGACAGCUGGACAAAGGUGGCUACUUCCUCGCCACAGAAUUUAUGGAACUCGGCGGCGGCGGCGGUCUGUCGCGAACACGAGGCAGUUCCAAUUCCAAAGGAAGCGGGAUGAGCCUGGCCCAGAAACUCGCGAAAUUGCACUCGACGCCCGCGCCAAUACCGUCUGGGUACGACGCUCCGCAGUUUGGAUUCCCGGUGCCUACGUGCUGCGGCGAUACGCCACAGAACAACGAAUUUAGCGCUUCAUGGGCCGACUUCUUCGCGAACAAGCGCCUCCUCGCCAUCCUCGAGCGCGGCGAAGCCAAUAACGGACGGGACCCGGACCUGCGACGGACGGUGGAACGUACGGUCGCUGAAGUUGUGCCGAAGCUCCUGGGCGAGGGCCAUCUCGGCGGCAAAGACGGGAUCACGCCAGUCGUUGUGCACGGGGACUUGUGGUCCGGGAACAAGAGCCGAGGAUGCUUUGUUGGGAGGGAUGAGGAGGGCAUGUCGGGGAAUGAGGCGGGAAGCAUGGAGGACGUAGUGUACGAUCCCGCGGCUUGCUACGCGCACAAUGAGUACGACUUUGGGAUCAUGCAUAUGUUCGGUGGGUUUGGAGCGGGCUUUUGGAAGGAGUAUCACGCUAUCGUGCCGAAGACAGAGCCUGAGGGCGAGUAUGAGGAUCGUGUGAAAUUGUAUGAGAGUUAUCAUCAUCUGAAUCAUUGGGCAAUCUUUGGUGGUGGAUAUAAGAGCGGCGCCAUGGGCUUGUUGAAAGGGUUGGUCCGGAAGUACGGGGAUAAAUGA